CUGAAACCCCCGGCAUAACAAACACAACUAUCAGCGGCUCAACACUCAAACUUUCUCCUGCACGUCUCACAUUACUGGAGUUUAAAACGCUCCGCAUCAACACAGCGCGAUAUAACUGGAAUAUGUAACGCGAAUCAAUUACGAUGAAGGACUGGUGUCGUCUUCUGCUCUUGGCUGGAAUUGCUGCUGUUUUGCAUGCAGCCUAAUGAGCACCCAUGCACACUAUGGCAACAACAAUCGGUCCAUGCUCAGAUGCAGAGGACCUGUUGGCUUCCAUCCACCUCGAGAGGUAUCUGGACCACUUCCGUCAGGCAGGCUUUCUCCUCGCCCGAGACUUCUGUCAUGUGGACAAUGUGGCUCUGAACAGGGUGGGAGUCACUGCCACCGGCCACAGGAAGCGUAUCCUCAAACUGGUCGAGCACAUUCAGCUGAUCUGUCAACAUCAAAGGAAAGAGCCCUCGCUAGAUCGCUGUAAUUCAGAUUCUGCUAUUCACGAGGUGACCCCUGUCAAAGCGGAGCCUCAUUCUCCUUCAAGACACCCUAGCACUGCCUUAGAAGCCUUACGUAACAGCUCGGCCCCGAAUCUUUGUGCACAAGUGAAGCGCUCGUUCUCAGAGCGGAGCGCCAGUGUCGUAAAGCCGGUACCAAAACCAAGAACUGUCUUCCACAGAUUAAGAGCAGAGAGAAUUUCUUUACCAACACAACAUGAAGUGCAACCUCACCAAAAGUCAUCUCAGGACCCGCUUUUAAAAGUUGCAGAAGGUUCAUCCUCCAGUACAGACACUGUUGAAACACCUACUGAAUCAAAAAAGGGCCCUUGCGAAUCAGGUUUGAGUAAUACCACUUCGGCCCCAGAGACUAGUGAUCCGUUACCCCCAGUGCCCCCUAGGUUAAAUCGAGGAAUUCCCCCAUCCACAUUCAGGAAAAUGUCAGACCAGGAGCGUCUGAGCACCCCUCCUGACUCCCCCUCGAGUUAUCAGUGCUCUCCCUUCACUAACAUGCUCGGUUCACCUCCAAGUCCACCCUGCUCAGGGCUAGAGAUGGUCUCUAAUGAAAUCUACUGUGGCACUUUACCAGGCACUCCACGUGUGUUUUGGAGUCGCUCUGUACCCGUUCCGCCUCCACGCCAGGAGGUUAGCCCAUCCACUGAAAAUCAUAGCACUUUAGAAAAGUCUAACUCAACUGAAACACCUAAAAGAACAUCUGGCGACACAGCAUCUGCUGAGGAUGAAGAUGAAAUGAUCAACCCGUACUGUGAAACUGUUUUCUACAGCAGACGACAAUAUCAGCAUUCAGAGGUUGAGAGGACCAAAAGUGAGGAAAAGACUGCAAAUAAAAAAGAUAAACAAAGAGAACAUGGGCAGCACAAUCACUCGUGGCUCAAGCGUCUUGAUUCUCCAGGCUACUGCACUGUGGGUGAACCGUCUCCGGCCUCUCACUCGUUCUCCCUCCCUCAUAUACUCGGCUCCAUCGAAGCGGACGAGGACCACAUCAUCUCUCCCUACGCCAGCUUCACCUCGCUGUCCGAGCGGGCGGCACCCAUCCUCAGCGGCUGGCUGGACAAGCUCUCUCCUCAAGGAAACUAUGUGUUCCAGAAACGAUAUGUGAAGUUUGAUGGGAAGAACUUGAUGUACUAUGGUAGUGAAAAGGAUGCUUAUCCCAAAGGUGUGAUUCCCUUAGCUGCCAUACAGAUGGCCCGCGUAGCCAAAGACAAUAAAUUUGAGGUCGUCACAAGUCACAGGACAUUUGUCUUCCGAGCUGAUAAUGAUGUUCAGAGGUGCAAAUGGUGCAACACGCUGCAGGAGCGGGUCAAAGAACAGCUGGUUUUUGGCCGCCCACGUUUUGGCCCCGGCAGUCACUGCCAAAAGAGCGGCUUCCUGGAGCUCAAAACCAAGUCAAAGAUCUACACAGCCAUUAUAAUGGAGCAGAUCUGGUUGUACAAGAGUGAGCAGUGCUUUAAAAAUGGAAUUGGAAUUACUGUAAUUGAGGCCAGAGGUGCUACAAUUCGUGAUGGGAAGGGCAAGAGCUUUGAUCUCAUUACACCUUAUAAAACCUUCAGCUUUACGGCAGAGUCGGAGCGAGAGAAGAGGGACUGGAUGGAGGCCCUGCAGGAAUCUAUAGCGGAAACACUAUCUGAUUAUGAGGUGGCGGAGAAGAUCUGGUCCAACAGGUCCAACAAGAUCUGCGCAGACUGCAAAGCCAUCAAUUCGGACUGGGCAUCCAUCAAUCUCUGUGUGGUCAUCUGCAAGAACUGCGCAGGCCAGCAUCGAGGUCUCGGCACAAUGGUGUCGAAAGUGCAGAGUCUGAAACUAGACACCAGCGUGUGGAGCAAUGAGAUCGUUCAGCUCUUCAUAAUGCUUGGCAAUGAUAGAGCCAAUGAAUUUUGGGCGGCCAGACUUCCUGUGACUGAGGAGCUGGACUGUGACGCCUCCCCAGAGCAGCGGAGAGAGUUUAUCACCCACAAAUACAGAGAAGGCAGAUAUCGCCACCCUCAUCCCAGUUUUAGCACCCAAGAGGAACUUCUUAAGGCGCUGUGCACCGCUGUGACUGAGCAGAACCUGCUAAAAACGGUCACUCAGAUUUUUGCGGAGGCUGAGGCCGCUCGACUCGCUGACGCUAAUGGAAACGAUAAGCACGUGUCCCCGCAUUACUCAUACACACAGUCUGCAGAUUCAGAUUCCUGUGUCUAUGAUGAGAUCAUGCAGCCCAUCCUGUACUCCGGCUACCUCUACAAGUCAAGCUCCUUGAACAAAGGGACAUUAUCCCGCAGAACCAGAGACGCAGAUUUUCAAAAGUACUGGUGUUCGGUGGAGAAGUCUAUUCUCUUCUAUGAGUCUGACAGAUGUCAUGAGCCCAGUCUGAAGAUCGAUGUUAAAGACAUCAUCUGUUUAGGAGUUAGCAGACCAGACUCCAGCAACAACAGCGGCUUUAUUGACAAAUUUCGAUACACUUUUGAACUUUACCUAACAUCUGAUAAACUGAUCCAGUUUGGCUUGGAGACUCUAGAUGCAUUGCACAGUUGGGCGCGAGCAAUAGGGAAGGCCACCACCCCUCUCAGCUGUCACUGCCUGCUGGCGCGAGAGUUCGAGCGAGUGGGCGUACUGCGCUACAAGGCCAUGCUAGACCCGCAGCAGUGGAAAGAAGGCUUCUUUGUUCUGCAGAAGUCCAACCUGACUCUGCAUCUGCAGGGCAUGGGCAGGACCGAUUUCUCCCUGUGGUACACAGACAUUCAGAAGGCAGCAGGAGGGAAAGGGAACACCCUGAAAGACCAGCAGCUCAGCAGAAAUGACAUCCCCAUCAUCGUUGACAGCUGCAUUGCCUUUAUAACUCAGUAUGGUCUGGGCCAUGAGGGGAUAUACAGGAAAAACGGUGCGAAGUCCAGAAUCAAGCUUUUGAUGGAGGAGUUUCGUAAGGACGCCCGCAAUGUGAAACUCCGCAUUGGAGAUAACUUCAUAGAGGACGUGACCGAUGUACUGAAAAGGUUCUUUCGGGAGAUUGAUGAUCCCAUAUUCAUGGCUGAUCUCCACCCCUUCUGGAGGGAAGCUGCCAAGAUACCUCAAAAGCCACAGCGUUUGGACCGAUACAAAGAGCUGAUUCGAGGGUUACCUCGGGUCAACAGAACGACUUUAGCAGCGCUCAUCAGUCAUCUCUACAGGGUGCAGAAGUGUGCUGAUCUCAAUCAGAUGUGCACUAAGAACCUGUCCCUGUUGUUCGCUCCCAGCCUGUUUCAGACUGAUGGGAAAGGGGAACAUGAGGUCAAAAUCAUAGAAGACCUCAUCGAUAACUUCCUGUAUAUAUUUGAUAUUGAUGAAGAACAUCAAACUCAGAUUGAACUGGAAAUCAGUUUGAUAACCACUUGGAGAGACACACAGCUCUCACAGGCAGGGGACUUGAUUAUUGAAGUUUAUCUAGAAGAAAAGAUACCAGACUGCUGCAUCACUCUGAAAGUGUCUCCCACAAUGUGUGCUGAGGAGCUGACCAAUCAGGUGCUGUAUAUGAGAAAUAUUCCUGCAGGGGAAAAAGACGUGUGGAUGACCUUUGAGGCCAUCGAGGAAGGAGAGCUUGAGCGACCUCUUCACCCUAAAGAGAAGGUUCUGGAACAAGCGCUACAGUGGUGUAAAAUGGCCAAUCCCAGCUCAGCGUAUCUGGUGGUGAAGAAGGUGCCUAGAGGAGAAGCUAUAGACAUUUUCACAGCCUAUAAGAGUGAGAUAGUGAAGUCUGGAGUGCUGAAGUGUCGGGAAGAGCCGCCCAAGCUCUUGCAAGGAAACAAAUUCCAGGAGCGAUCUUUCCAAAUUAAAGACCACAGAUUACUCCUGAUGAAGGACAAAAAAAGCAACAAACCUGAGAAAGAGUGGCAACUGAAAACCUUGAAGAUUUACAUGGGGAUCAGAAAGAAGUUAAAACCACCAACAAAAUGGGGAUUAACAGUGAUGCUGGAUAAACAGCAAUUGUACCUCAGCUGUUCCUGUGAGACUGAACUAUGGGACUGGAUGACUAAUUUACUAAAAGCACAGAAUGAUGAUUUGCGUCCACCUGUGAUGAGACGGCACUCUUCCUCUGACAUUUCCAAGCAGAAGUUUGGCACCAUGCCGCUUGUGCCCAUCAGAGGAGAGGAGAGCAAUACCAACUCCACCAUGCUCUCCGCCAAUCAGACUCUGAGAAAGCUCCACACAAGAAGGGCUCUCUCAAUGUUCUUUCCCAUGAAGGUGCAGCAGGACUCGUUUGAGGAGCGCAUUGAAAGCCCCGAACCUUUGUAUGAGGAGGUGGGCGACUUCGGUCUGCAGGUGCUCAAAUCUUUGGAAACUAGUUUCCUGUCCAGCGCUCACGCAGAGACACAGGAGGUGCCAGCACGGCCCGUCAGCCUCGGACAGAGGAAGGCCGCCUCCCUGGAUCGCAUGGUUGGGUUAAACCCAGCGCACUCUCUCUUAUCCUCUAGAGAAUCAUUAGACACUCUGGGCCAUGAGGACUCCCUGCACGUCCCAGGUAGACACAGGUCCCACAGAUCAUGCAGCCCCCAACAGGAACUGCUGUUACAGGAACUCUCCACGAUGUUCUGCAAGAAACCAGAAUCUGAAGAGCAGCAUGAGAACCUCACCUGAGCUUAGAGACUAGAUCAAUCUCAAGAGCAAUUUGCUUUGGAACUUGAAAUCGCUGUUAUUAAAUUGCCACGUGUGUCUGUUUGAAAUUGGCUUGUAAGAAUCCAGUAUUAAAUCCAUCGGUUUAUUAACGUGAAGUAUCGUGCCAAAGCAGUCACUGAAAUGAAAAUCUGUGAAUCUGUGCUAGAAUUGUUUUGUAUAAAUUGGGUAAAUCUGUUUUGGCUUGUGCAUUUGUUGACUUGUUACACUAAAACUAAACGACCUCUCAACAUUUAAAAAAAUUUCCCUUUUUUUAUCGUUGUUAUAUGUUAUUGUUGUAUUAUUUGUACCUAAAGAUGAAAUUACAUUUCAGUUCCUUUUCGUAAAAAUACAUUUCUUGGCUCAGUAACAUUACAUGUUUAGUAUAACAGUAAGAAAUGCAUGGAAAGCAAAGCAUGUGCAGUCUAUAAUACAUAAUCGGUGGUCUUAUUAGCAGUGAAAACAUUUACACUGAUAUUCCUGGACUGCAGACUGAUUAAAUGACUACUGUAUGGGUGCAUUUCACUCCAUCUUUUAUAUGUAUACAGUGUAUUAUAUUUAUUAAUUUAUUUAUAUAGACUAUUUGAAUCAUUCUCAUAUUUCUCAGUGUUUGGUGACAGAGUGAAGGAGCAUUAUCAGAAGGAUAAAAGCAGUUUCGACUGUAACAGUAGAGGGCAGUAUAGAUACAGCACAUGAUGUCCUGACAAUCUAAAGCGUUCCACUGCAGAUUUUCACUCCUCUUUACAGGCUUUUAAUAAAGGCAUCUAUAAAGUUCAUAACAAAAUAAAUCUGUUCUAAU
Messenger RNA from Sinocyclocheilus rhinocerous, 5913 nucleotides. RefSeq names its product ArfGAP with RhoGAP domain, ankyrin repeat and PH domain 3 (gene arap3). Gene Ontology annotation, molecular function: phosphatidylinositol-3,4,5-trisphosphate binding; GTPase activator activity; protein binding. The transcript has 33 exons. NCBI's taxonomy places the organism in Eukaryota, Metazoa, Chordata, Actinopteri, Cypriniformes, Cyprinidae. The record is from RefSeq and is a predicted model, not a curated record. Gene Ontology annotation, cellular component: cytoplasm. Gene Ontology annotation, biological process: positive regulation of GTPase activity; signal transduction. Bases 216 to 5099 code for a protein of 1627 amino acids.